Molecule: messenger RNA, 1992 nt
Organism: Lachnellula hyalina
Lineage: Eukaryota; Fungi; Ascomycota; Leotiomycetes; Helotiales; Lachnaceae
Exons: 2
Coding region: 1-1992 (663 amino acids)
Source: RefSeq, a predicted model, not a curated record
AUGGAAUCCGAUAAUCUGCGUACCGCUUCGCUAUAUAUCAACAACCAACUUCUUUCCCGUGGCCUACUACGAAAUGGCCAAACAAUCGACUUCGCAUGCCCUGAUAAAGGCGAAGGAGGAAUGGAGGCCACCAUGGGGAAAGUCAUGAGCAUAGUAAACGAUCUGAUAUUGCGAAGAGAUCGCGAUGCUACACAACGCGAAACCCUGUCGCAAACCAUCCGUACUCUACGCGCCGAUUCCCUGCGCCAGACGACAGAUUUCGAGCGUCUGAAUAACAAAUAUGCGGAGGCGCAACGGAAAGUGGGAUUAGCAGAAGCGGCGGAGCGCGCAUUCAAACAGCAGAUUCGUGGCGCGGAACAUGCGGCUCGGGGGUUGAAAGAGGAGAUGGGGAGGAUGAGGAUACUGGUUAAUCAGACAAGGAAUCAGUGUGCCAAUGAGGUUCGGAAGAGGGAACGUGCUAUUGAAAGCAUGAAGAAACACGUUGGUGAGGGAGGACGAGCGCGAGGCAGUGGGAAGGCUGUGGGUGUUGUUACUAUUAAUGUUACUGCUGGAGUAGGUGAGGAGGUUGCGAAAGCUGGAGCGAGUGUUGGGACUGAUGACGCGAAUUACGACUUACGAAUGGAAACGAAUGAGUUUUUGACGGAGCUGGCAAGAGGGCUGAGCGAGGAGAAUGAAAAUAUUGGGGGUUUGCUUCGGAGGACGGUGGAUUCGCUGAGGAGUCUGAGCGGGUGCGAAAAGGAUCACGAAGGAAAUAUGGUUGUCCAAAUGGAUGCUGGGUAUGAAAGUCUUGCUGCAGAGAUGGAUUUCGUGAUCGAACACCUGCGAACUUUGUUGACAAAUCCGUCAUUUGUGCCAUUGGAAGAGGUCGAAGUCAGAGAAGAGGAGAUCAUUCGACUGAGGGAGGGAUGGGAAAGGAUGGAGUCAAGAUGGCGAGACGCUGUCCAGAUGAUGGAAGGGUGGAGCAAACGAAUGACUAGGAGCGGCCAGACUGUGAACCUGGAAGAACUGAAGAUGGGUCUCAAGCUGAGCCCCUUAAAGCGUAAAGAAGAAGAGAAUGCCCAAGAAUUCCAGUUAUCAACACUUAUGGAAGAAGGCGAAGGCGACACGCAGGCAGAUAUCGAUGCGAUGGACGAUUCUGGACUUCCUACUCCAGAAGAGCCGGACUUUGACGAGGACUGUGAAGAUUCUGAAUCCAGCCUUUUUGACGAGGAGCCAGAGGACGAGAUAUCAAAAGAAGCAUUCGAAGAAGAACAGCAAGAUAUGACUAUCGAGACAGCCUCUUCACUAUCACCCGGUCCAGCACCACAACUCUCUCCACUCCGAGAAACAGCUGGGAACCGCAGACUACCUUCACCUGAAAAAGAAGGAUUCACAACAAUUGUCGAAGAAAACACCUUCGACUUACUUCAAAUGCAAUCUUCCCCACCUCGCAAAGCAAAAUCCACACCCCAAAGCCAACGCAAGAACCAAAGUCAAAACUCCCAACUCUCAGCAACACCUUCUGACGAAGUCUCCCUCCUCAAAACAUCAAACGUGUCUCAACGUUCACCACGAAAGGUCUCAAACACAGCCCCUAAAUCCCACUCCACUUCCGUGCCAAAACUGCAGCAAACACCAUCGAGUCGCCUACCUCGCCCACGAGAAGGAUUGCCGCAGCAAAGUCCCCUGACUAUGGCAUCUAUAGCAGCGAAACUAGCUGCGACAGAACGAGAAGCUGAUGCUGCGAGAGUGAGGGCUAAAAUUAAGGCUGCCAAGUUGAAUCGCAGCAGUACUGAAAAAAUGGCUCCGCCACCGGCCCCAUCACCAAAGAGAAACGAAGCGGCGCCCUUGAACGAAACGGCAUCGAGCGAGGUUUCUUCGCGAAAGCGGAAAGCUACUGCGUUGGGGAGAGCUCAGGGCGGGAGAGCGAAUAGGAGAAGAAGUACGUUGAGUCCAUGGGAGUUGGAGAGCUUGAUCAUGGGGGGUGUUGGUACGAGUCCGAGUAAGGAUUAA